This is a messenger RNA of Myotis brandtii (Brandt's bat), 1772 nucleotides long. It is a transcript of the gene TSPAN2, whose product is annotated as tetraspanin 2. The record is from RefSeq and is a predicted model, not a curated record. The transcript has 8 exons. Lineage: Eukaryota; Metazoa; Chordata; Mammalia; Chiroptera; Vespertilionidae. Gene Ontology annotation, cellular component: membrane. Bases 1 to 648 code for a protein of 215 amino acids.
AUGGUGUUCACCCUGCAGAAGCCAGAAUCCACUCUCCUGCUUGCUUUUCAGCUGGCGGGGUCGGCUGUCAUCGCCUUUGGACUAUGGUUUCGGUUCGGAGGCACCAUGAAGGAUUUCUCGUCAGGGGACAAGUCCCCAGAGUACUUCUACGUGGGGCUCUACGUGCUGGUGGGAGCAGGGGCCCUGAUGAUGGCCGUGGGCUUCUUCGGGUGCUGCGGAGCCAUGCGGGAGUCACAGUGUGUGCUCGGAUCUUUUUUCACCUGCCUGCUGGUGAUAUUUGCUGCUGAAGUAACCACUGGAGUGUUUGCUUUCAUAGGCAAGGAUAUAGCUAUCCGACAUGUUCAGACCAUGUAUGAAGAGGCUUAUAAUGAUUACCUUAAAGACAGGGGAAGGGGAAACGGGACUCUCAUUACCUUCCACUCAGCAUUUCAGUGCUGCGGAAAAGAAAGUUCUGAACAGGUCCAACCCACAUGCCCAAAGGAGCUUCUGGGACACAAGAACUGCAUUGAUGAAAUUGAGACCAUAAUCAGUGUUAAGCUCCAGCUCAUCGGAAUUGUCGGUAUUGGAAUUGCAGGUCUCACGAUCUUCGGCAUGAUAUUCAGCAUGGUCCUUUGUUGCGCGAUACGAAACUCACGAGAUGUGAUAUGAAGCCACUUCUACGUGAAAAUUUCAAUCUAGAGCUUUCAUAUAAAUGUCACAGGAGCUGUCUCCUGGCUCGUUUUUAAUAUUCAAAGGACAUUAGGAUCUAAAAUAAUUUGCUGUCGAUUGUACAUUUGCACAUGUAUGUAUGCUUGGCUCGUACUGAUUUACCCCUCGAGUGAAUGCCUAUGUAUGUUGACUGAGAGCAUGUUCGUGUGUGACCUAUGUGCUUCCAGUAUAUGCAUUAUACAGAAUGAAAUCAGUUUGCUGGGAAUUCCUGAUUCUUGUUACAUAGUGAAAGGAACAACCUGUUUAUCUCUCAGAAAAAGGUCAAAAGCUUUGAGAAACUUAAACACUUGGCUAUGCAUAAAAAAGUAAUAAUGGAUCGGUUUCUCAGAGUCUAGCCACAGAAAAUUAGGUACAGAGAAUCCAGGGAUUUCUAGUUAACAGAAGCAAUAAGCUAUGGGAAUGGAGAGAUCACAGUGUAGUGCUAAAAUUGACUAUGUCUGAGGAGAGUGUAAGGGUUCCUGGGAUUUUUUUAUAUACAUACUCUCCCCUGAAUACAGUAAACCACAGUUUUAGAACUAAAUACAUCUGUAAAACUAAAUAUAGCAUGGAAAAUCUAAUUUGAAUAAGUCAUACUUUCCUAGUAUUUAAAAACCUCCCUCUGGAAAGAGUGGUCACACAGACAAUCAUGUGUCCUAUAAAAGCAAGUGUUUUAAGGACUAAAAAAAAACAAAAAACUUUUAACUACUUUUUAAGAAAAUAUUUUUGUCCUCCUAUAAAGAUGUUUAAAUAUCGCUUUAUUACUUUUUUUCUGACGCUGCUUUGAACUACUGCAACCCUCACAUCCACAAAAAAGCUUUUAUCUCCAGAUUGUAUUUCUCCAUAUGCAAGGCUAGGAAGACUAAAGUAAGAUACCUGGCAGUUGGACAUUGUGGGAAAGAGAACUUUUACUGGCACUGUAUCUUUAAAAUACCUCAUAACUUGAGUUUACAUAUUUUCCUAUUUUUCUUAUUUAUUCAUCUAGAGAAUUCUUCAUAGAUUAAGAACUACAGUUUUCACCAUUUAAAAUGAAUAAAACAAAAUCCUAAGUUACAUAUUAUAUCAUGAGUGUCCUUGGCCAAUCCAAC